Molecule: messenger RNA, 1968 nt
Organism: Fimicolochytrium jonesii
Lineage: Eukaryota; Fungi; Chytridiomycota; Chytridiomycetes; Spizellomycetales; Powellomycetaceae
Product: Nicastrin-domain-containing protein
Exons: 12
Coding region: 1-1968 (655 amino acids)
Biological process (GO): protein processing
Cellular component (GO): membrane
Source: RefSeq, a predicted model, not a curated record
AUGUACCAAGGGGUCCCUGUCGCGGGUUGCUUGCGGCAUCUCAGUUCAGACGGGAGCGUGGGCUGUCAGACGCAGCCAUCGACAACGGGGAUUCUGUACAAGAUUGAGGAUCAACCGGGCUUGGAUUCUUUUAUAACCGACGCCCCGAAAGGGAAAUAUGCCGUUGUCAUGCCCUACAGCGUAUUCAUACCAGCAAACGUUAUCAAGCUCAGACAAUCUGGCAAACUGGCUGGGAUCAUUCUGGUUAAGAGCGGCCUUGGGUUUCAAAGGCCGUCGGCGUUCUCAGUUGAUGAAACAUGUCCGAACUGCAAGUAUGGCUUGUAUGGACGUGAUGCGCCCAGCUCAUGGCAUCAAUGGAAUCCGAAUGGCAAUUCGAUAGCAUAUCACGAGUACGAUUUCCCCAUCUUUGGGAUCAUGGACGUAGCGAAUGCGUCGCAGAGUGUCCCGCCCAUCGAAACGGCCUUGCAAGCGAAUGCAGCUAGCGGCUAUAGCUCUUUCCCGCUGUAUGCGGUGGAGUUCGAUGCCUUCAUGUAUGGCGCACAGAAUACCGAAACGUGUCUGCGACGAGAUACCUGCAGACCGGUUGGAGGUGUCUCUGUCUGGGCGAGCAUGCCCAGCUACAUCAAUAAGACCGACGAUAGGAGACCGAUCAUCAUAGUGUCAAGCAAGAUGGACAGCCGCGCCAUGAUCAACGACUGGGGUCUGUUUUCAUCGUCUCCCGUGUUUUCAAUCGGCGCCAAAUCCUCGAAAACUGGGCUGGUCACAGUGAUGGCGAUUGCGGAUGCCAUAAGCAAGCACCUCCAAAAUGCAACCGCUCCACUCGUGAAAGAUCUGAUCUUUACGUUCUUUGACGCCGAGUCGUGGGCCUUUGCAGGAUCUGAGCGCUUCGUGGAGGAUAUCAUCCAACCUGUGACAUGCAAAGAGAAGAAUGGCGCGACAAGUGCGUGUCCCGUGAAAGGGAACGAAUGCUCAAAUCCAUGUUACUUCGACCUUGACUUCAACAAAAUCAAAUGGGACAACAUUGAAGGCAUUGUAGAGUUCGACACGAUUGGAGCAACACAGGCUGGCGGCGCAGAUAUUUACAUGCAUGUCGACGCUCAAAAUGCCGCCACAAACUCUUUGGCGGCUACAUUCGCGGGGACGUAUCCCGCCGCGCCAUAUCGGAAUAGCUCCGUUACUUCCGUCAAUCUCCAGGCAGCGGCGCAAAAUGGCGUAAAUAACAGACUGCCACCUUCAAGUGUGAUGGCUUUCCUGAAGAGGAAGAGCAUUCCGGCCGUUGUCAUCAGCGAUUACAAAGAUGCGUUUAGCAACCAGUUCUACAAUACGGAGUUCGAUGAUGCCACGACUUUGGACGAUUCCACAGUGUCGGCAAUGUGUGCAGUGGCGUCUGCGGCUGCUAGCAGCCUGUAUGCCAACGCCAUUGGCAACAUCACAAAACCAAACGUGACAGCAGAUUGCGGCCUUAUUUCUGACAUGAUGUUCUGCUUCACGCAAAACCUCUCAUGCCCGCUGCUGACGCCCUACUAUCCUGAGAUCUCUAAGUUCCACAUAACGCAGGAAUCGACAUACGCAGGAAUCUUUGAUUACGAUACUAGUGUCUUGGCGUAUGUGAUCAAUAGAUUCAUGACGGACCGAACGGCAACGAAUGUGACAGGCGUAUGUCUGAAUGACAACGAUUGCGAUGUGAGCCAAUGUGUGCUGGGCUUCUCGAGAUACCAUUGGGCAUACGGAACUGGACUACAGAUGAAUUACGGGACCUCCCAAUUCGGAGUGGUUGACCCGGCCAAAGGCACCUGGGUGCAAAGUACAUAUCGAGACUAUGGUGGGGUACGAAUGAGAGUAUUUCUAGUCCAAUCAUCCUUAUAUCAAGGCAUGCAACUGGGAGUCGGCCUAGCAUUGACGCUCCUCUCAAUUGGCGUAUUAUUCUCCCUUCGGGUAUACUCCAAGCGGCGAUUCAAAAGUGACUAA